Messenger RNA from Baudoinia panamericana UAMH 10762, 410 nucleotides. RefSeq lists its product as uncharacterized. The coding region runs from base 88 to 324 and encodes 78 amino acids. The record is from RefSeq and is a predicted model, not a curated record. Lineage: Eukaryota; Fungi; Ascomycota; Dothideomycetes; Mycosphaerellales; Teratosphaeriaceae. The transcript has a single exon.
CAGCACGCAAGGACAUGGCCGUUGUGACAAGCGUUUGCUCUGCAAGGUACCGGCUUGGUGAAACGCGGCAGAAUGACCUGACUUGGCAUGUCCUUCAGGAGUGAAUGCUUCCUUCAUCAUGCCCUUCAAGUCAAAAAGCCACAUCUAGUUACGAAUAGACGGCUGCCCCUGGAAAGACUAUACACAUGUUCAGGCGCCCCCGACAAACACGGCCACCAAGGCGUGGAUGUAGGUCUGACAUGGGUCUUCCGCCGCACUGCCAAAGAGGCCAACCAAGCUUGGCAUGCUUCGAUGUACCCUCCCAAGAGCCACCUCGAAGUAUGAAUAUGCUUCGCGCAAUGCUUGGAUGAACUUCGAGGUAUGAUUGUACUUUCGCCCAAUGGAUCAACGGACUUCGGAGAAAGGACGCG